Syngnathus typhle (broad-nosed pipefish) is the source of this 5203-nucleotide messenger RNA. RefSeq names its product centromere protein F. Gene Ontology annotation, cellular component: spindle pole; chromosome, centromeric region; nucleus. Gene Ontology annotation, molecular function: dynein complex binding; microtubule binding. The coding region runs from base 269 to 4246 and encodes 1325 amino acids. Gene Ontology annotation, biological process: regulation of G2/M transition of mitotic cell cycle; metaphase chromosome alignment; mitotic cell cycle. The transcript has 18 exons. NCBI's taxonomy places the organism in Eukaryota, Metazoa, Chordata, Actinopteri, Syngnathiformes, Syngnathidae. The record is from RefSeq and is a predicted model, not a curated record.
AGCCACGCCCUGCCUCGUGCCACAACCUCUCUGGCUGCUAUUGUUGGCUUGUCAGCUGCACGCGACGCGUAACGCAUCCAUCUGUUACCUCUUUUUUCUUGUGAUGGAAAACAAUACUAGACAAACGGACGUUACCAACCCUCAAUUUGGACUCGAAUAAGCUGGGAGUUUGUUUCUACGGCAGAACGCGACGAGGCGUGAAGCUGCACGCCGGUUGGCGCCCUAUGGUCAACUCCUACAAAAGUGUAUGGCCUAAGCAACAAGUGCGAUGAGCUGGGCCGAGGAGGACUGGACGGCAGGCCUGUCGGGACGGGUUCUGCAAAGGGUGAAGGAGCUGCAGGCCCACCAGGAGCGGCUGUCCAGAGAGAACAAACAGAAACAGCUGCAACUGGACAACAUCCACCUUAGCCAUGACAAACAAACUGUUAAGUACGAGGAGAUGCGUGGGGAGCUCCACGCGGUGCGCAGGGAGCUCCAGAGUGCCCGGGAGGAAGCCCAAGUGGCCUUGAACGGAGAGCAACGCCUCACCCAGGAGCUUCAGACCAAGCAAGCCCAAAUCUGCUUUUUGGAGGGGCAGCUGGAUGCCGCCCGCACUGUUAACAACAAACUCACCCAGCAAAUUAAAAGACUGGAGGCAGAACUGGAGAAGCUGCAGAAUGGCAGUAGGUCAACAGACAGCACCCCUUUCUCCACGCCCUGCUGGAGUGCAAGCUCGCCGUGGGAACACCACGGGAGCCGCAAGGACGAGAGGAUGGUGCAGAAUGAGGAAAUGCAGAGCUCCCCAUACGUUUGUCGGCUCCAGUUCCCUGACACCCCGUCUACUUCGUUGCCGCGGCUACACAAGGCCACACCACGCAGCCACCCAUCCGACCCUUUUUCCACUCCCUUGGCUGCGUUUCCGUGGGAGCGGGACGACCCCAAGCCAGCGGCCAGGCGAGCAUCUCCGUCAUCUCCCCAGACACCAGUUGGUGACCACCAGUCAAAGCGGGAGGUGCCUGAGAGGGAGAAAGACCUCAGUACACAAGCAGACAUGUCUUUGUCACAAAUGAGGCAUCAUGCAGCGUCUCUGGAGCAAGAGCUGAGCGAAAAGACGGAAACGUUGAAAUCACUUCAGGAUGAAGUGGCGCUGGGCAAGAAAAAUAUGGCCGCCACCAAGCUCAGCCUGCAGAGAGCGCACAACGAACUCAGCGGUGCACACACGAGAAUUGCUCAGGAGACCGAACGGGCGUCGGCAGUUGAGCAGAGGCUCAAACAGCUUCAAGAGGAGCUCAAGUGUCAGCGGCAGAAUGCUGAUAGCAGCCGACUGCAGCACCAACAGCGCACCAAGGAGCUGGACAAGCAACAUCAAAGGGACCUUCUGGAGCUUCAGAAGGAGAAACAGUGCAUGGAGAAACAGCAUCAACAGGAAGUGAAUAAACUCAACCAAGAGCUGCAGCAGGCCAGGACGCUUCACAACGCCCUGCAGGCCCAAGCUGACAAGCUGUCUCAGCAGAAACAAACCCUGGAGAAAGAGUUGGAGUCUCUAAAGGACAAAGUCAAAUUCACAGAGGCACAGCUGCAGGAGAGUCAGAAAAAAGAGACACAAAUACAAGCAAAACUGAAGGAGGUGAUGCUUGAUGCUGAGUGCGUAACAGUGAGUCUGGAGCAGAGCAAGAAGAGAGAGCGAGCGCUGGAGGAAGAGGCGGGCAGGCUGGCGGAGGAGAAAGUGGAUGCUCUUCGCCUUCUCAAAGAACUACAAGAACAAAAAGCUUCACCCCUCCCAGAUUGCACACCACUUGUCCUGGCUUGUGCCAUUGGACAGAGCUCCUCGUCCCAACCCUCCUCUCGUCACACUCGGUCGUCCGCGUACACCAAAAGGCCUGCCACCCUCCGAGCUGAGCCGAGUGGAGUGAAACAAGAGGAAGAAGUCCAGCAAAGGGCAGAGAUUUCCGUUUCGUACCCGCCUGACCGAGAGCCCGGAGAAGGCAUUGAUUCUGAGCACAUCAUUGCAGACACCGAAUGUUCUUGUCGAGGAGUAAACUAUGAGGAGAAGGAGUCCUCUUCAUCUAGCAAUGCCCCCGCCGAGGCGGAGAAAGACACAAUCGUUCGCGAAACUCUGAAGUCCGAACAAACGGUUUGCACGGACGACCUCCAGAGGGAGAACGCCUCGCUGCGUUCGGAGCUGGGCGACAUGCGCGAAGCGCUCCAGAAGCAAUUGGACGACCUUGAAGUUCAGCGGUGUGCCGAAGUGGAGACCAGGACGCGUUUGAAACAGCUUAGCCGUAAACACGCCAGCCAGGGUGCCGAGAGGGAGGAGCAGGACAAGCAAUGGAAGGCUCAGUUGGAGAGGGAGAAGAGCGAGAAUGAUAGGUUGAGGAAGACUUUGGCAGCUUUGGAGGAAAGAGAGGAACGAGACGGGACAACGCAGGCACGAGAGGACCGAGAGGCGGAAAUGAUGCAGCUUAACCUCCAGCUGAAGCAGCAGCUUGGGGAAGUGAAAGUCCAACUGGCUUUAGAACGAGAAGGGCGAGAGCGAGACAACAAGGAGCUAACUCAAAUCGCUGCCGCUGAGAGAGAAGCAAACAAACAACUCAUUGUCAGACAGGAUGAACUUACAGCUCAGCUUGCUGAGCUGAAGAGCGGCAAAGAUGAAGAAUCUCUAUGUGAUGCGAAAGUGGUAGCCAGCAGCCCACUGACUUACAUGACUCUCCUCGGUGACAGACUCGACUCCAACAACAGCGUCUCGGAUAACCAAGUGCCAUCACCGGAGCAGUACGCCCACUUCUGCCAAUCGACCAAUCGGCUAAACACGCCGCCCUCCCAGAACACAACGAUGGCGCCGCAACACUCACAGCUGUCACAUGAGGGACAAACUGGGCAAAUUGAGUUGGAAGACACCUCUUCAGAUCAUCUCCGCAAGGAUGAGUCAGAGUCCUCCGACCUCGCAGAGGAGAUUGAACGACUGAGGCAAGAAAAUGCACGGGAGACGGAACGUGCUAAGCAGCUACAAUUUAAACUGACUGCCCUUCAAAACCAGCUGACCAGUCAGACCAAGCAGCUGACCUUGGGCUUCGAGAAGCAGAGCCAAUACAUCUCAGGACUUCUCACUGAACUACAGGAGAAGGACGGCGCCCUCCUCAGCCAGGGGGAAGAACUGCGACGCUGCAUUCAAGAACUGGACGCACUCAAGGAUGAGGGAAUGGGAAGAAAAGUGGGAAAAAUUUCCACGGUGGAGAAUUGCAUCCUUACACACACAAGCAACUUGGUGGCAAAGAAAGACGUCCUGCCGACUGCGCUCAGUGUGUCGCAUGACAUCACCUCAGAGAAAGGACAAAGUCAUGAUGAGAUUAUCAACCAUCUGCAGACACAGGUGGUGGCGCUGCAGAAGGAGCUAGAGGAACUCACCGAGGUAGCACGGCAGCAGACUGAGGAGUUGUCCAUUUGGAAGUUGGCUUCUCAACCCUCUUCCACGUUGGAUCAUGUCCUUCCCAGCCGAUAUGGAACGCCAACACAGCGCAGCGCCAAGGACCAUAGUGCAGCGUUGGUCAUCAGAGAGGAUGAGGUGUUGCUCUCUUGCGUCUCCAACAGGCUGCAAGGUCGCAUGCUCUGCAACAGCGUGCACCAGAACAACAUGCAAGUGAUGAGCAUCCUGCAGGCCCCAGCUGACAUGAACACGCCGUCAGAUAAGGACACCCAGCCGUCAGGACCAAAUCGGAGCCCACACAAGUUUUCCGACCAAGAAACGGGCCAGGACCACGUCAGCAAAGUUCCCGCACAAACUUCAGAUGGCAGCUGGACGGCGAGCAAACACUUGAGCGCAAGCACCAACUGGUCGGCCACAAGUGUCAGCACUCAAACUGAGCAUCUACGCUCGGGUGCCACCGAGGCGCUACCUGAGCGCCACUGCGUGCACACGCAGACCGUCACUGAGAAAAAAGGAUCAGAUGACGUUUCACCCCACCAACCACAAGCCGCGCCAUCUGCGGGCCGAGAGACGGGAGACAAAAUGCUCUUUUCCACUUCCUUCCCCAUCCCUGCCGACCCAGUGCGUCUGGCCGAACGGAUACGACGAAACAGGAUGCAGCUGUCUGCCGCUUUUGACGACACCGAAUAUGAACCCUACGGUCUCCCGGAAGUUGUCAUGAAAGGUUUUGCAGAUAUCCCCACUGGGGCCUCGUGCCCCUACAUUGUGAGGCGGGGCUUGUUAGGGACCGCUGUUGUGCCCGUCAAUCAGAAGGAGGCCAUCCCGGAGGACGAGACGGAUUGAUCACAGAGCCGGUGCAUGGUCACAUGUGCAUUGGGGUGGUGGAAAUGAUCCCCAGUGAUGGACGCACAGCGUGGUGGGCUUGAACACACGCACAUAUACACUUUCGCUUUGCUCAUUGUUACUUCUUGCCCCCCCCCCAAAAAAAACAAAGAGACUAUUUAGGCUUCACUAAUUUCAUGAACUUGUGGUGUGAAGACACAGUGAAGCAGAGGCUUGGUUGUUUUUUUUUUUGCAAAAGAUAACUUUUUUUUUUUUUUCUUCAAGGUCAAAGGGUCCGGUUGUAAAAUGUGAAAUUUGUGCUGUUUCUUUUCACAUGUAGCUUAUUUAUAGACACGUGAAUGUGUUUUAGUGAAGGGCAGGUGUUUAGGUAAACGCCUUUUGUGAAAGUAUAACGUCUGUGUAGGAGGUUAGCUAUGUUUUUAAACACGUCUUCUUGUGGACAGUGUGUAUGUGUGUGAUGUAGUCGAGAGCCAGUCAACGACUAACCUGCUUUCCGCUCCAUGUAUGGUGAUGUACACCAAGCCAGCGUGCCUCUGGCGCUUUUCUUUCGAUGCACUUGUCGGUGCGACCUGUUGUUCCAGAAAGCCAACUAUGUGUUUUAUUAGCACGAGCUGCUCCAUAUAAUCAGAUAUGUCGUGUUGGAACUUGGAAGACUUUAAAUGUUGUCCAAGUUUAGUGUGCUCGCCUUUAAGAUCUGACCAUGUAGAUGCUGCUGCUGUGGUUUCAGUUUAAAGAAAGGAUUUUUUUUGUAAAGGUGGAUUGCACUGUGACUGCGUUGACUUUGUCAUGUCGAUGCACGCACACACGGGUAGACACGUUUCCCCUUCACCUAUACAUAUGUGUGAUUCAUUGCUUUUUUUUUUUGUCAGUGAGCAAGGCAUCUGUUUGUUCAUCUUGUUCACUCCCAAUGUGAAUAUACUGCAAAUUAAAAGUUUCAGUAUGUGAUUGCUGAACUCA